Messenger RNA from Phaeoacremonium minimum UCRPA7, 1083 nucleotides. RefSeq lists its product as hypothetical. Gene Ontology annotation, cellular component: membrane. Gene Ontology annotation, molecular function: GTP binding. The transcript is spliced from 3 exons. Bases 1 to 1083 code for a protein of 360 amino acids. NCBI's taxonomy places the organism in Eukaryota, Fungi, Ascomycota, Sordariomycetes, Togniniales, Togniniaceae. The record is from RefSeq and is a predicted model, not a curated record.
AUGGCGGGUUGGGGCGGCAGAGCAAACAUUAACACCGGCUCCGGCCGGAUUCAAUUCGAAGGCUCUGCUGCUGCGAUCCUUGGAGCUGCGGCCCUGGUCCUGCAAGCAGUUGGAGGUAACGGUAAUACGGAUGAGAUACGUCGUCGGAGGGCUGCGGAGAUAGAGGCAGCAGAAUUCAAGGAGAAAUUUAAGGAACAGCAGAAGCAGGCAGAGGAGGCCACCAAGCGCGCUGAGGAAGCCGAGCAAUCGGAAAAGGAGCAACGGGCUGCUAAAGAGGAUGCCCACCAACGAGCCGCCGAAGCCGCCGAAGCCCAGGAGCAAGAGGUAAUGAAGCGCGAGGAGGCCGAGCAGAGAUUUAUGAAGGAAAAGAGACUUCGAGAAUUAGGCGUUGAACCGACUCGAAAGAUCACCGAAGAAGAUAUUCGCAACGCAAGACUCGCUGUUGGUUAUGUUGAGAGCUGUACUAAUGUCGGGGUCGUUGGGAGGCAGAAUGAGGGGAAGUCGACGCUCGUGAACUGUUUCAGAGGCAUCGAUGACGACCGCGACGUCCGCAAUGCUAAGGUCACUGAGUCAGAGACUACCAGGGUUGCAAAAGCGUACGUAGAUGAGGAGCACAGUGGGAUGGUCUGGCAUGAUAUUCCAGGAGGAGGAACUGAGAGGUUCUCAGCUUGGGGUUACUACUAUAAACAGAAGCUCUAUGCCUAUGAUAAGAUCUUGCUUGUACACUCUGCUACUCUAAGUGAGCUCGAUAUCAGCAUUAUGCAGCUUUGUGCAUAUAUGAGGCAAGAAUGCAUCGUAGUUCGUACAAAGGCGGAUAUUCAUAUCCAGAACUGCCACAGGCGUCAAAAGCAUACAAGCGUUGAUGCUGCUCGCAAGAACUACAUUCGUCAGGUUCGGGAGGAGACUAGAAAGAAGACGACUCAAACUCAGGAAGUCAAGGCACUAAGAUUGGAUUUUAUUGACUACAUAAUCUCCGAAAUGGGCAUUCUUCAAUUGGUCAAAAAGACCGGACCACCGAGUGAGGAGUACGAGCACAUCGUCGACGAGGAGGAACUUUUCCGCAAGCUUAAGCUUUCAGGUUGA